AUGGUUGGAGAAUUAGCGUAUACUACAGUCUUGGCCUCUGCCACACGCCAACUGUGGUGUGGGCUGAUAUCACGGAGGCCGGCGCACAUCGAUCUCUCCCAAUUUCUCUACUCCGAUCCGUGCCUCACAAAAUCAGUGCAUCCUUUAGAGUUUAUGGUCAAUAUAGAGACUCACAGCAUACAGCACACGCGAGAGUUGACGCUGGAGACAGAAUUCAAUAAUGACCUUGACGGUGUCGACAUUGACUGGGAAUAUCCAGGGGCACCUGACCUCCCUGAAAACGACCCUGGCACGGAGGAAGACGGACCCAACUACCUGGCAUUUCUUGUCGGUCUCAAAAACCUCCUGCCGGGAAAGUCUGUCUCCAUUGCAGCACCGGCAUCCUACUGGUACUUGAAGCAGUUCCCCAUUAAAGAUAUGGCCAAAAUCGUGGACUACAUUGUCUAUAUGACUUAUGAUCUUCACGGACAGUGGGAUGCGUAUAACAGCAACUCACAGAAAGGCUGUGCUACGGGUAAUUGUCUGCGCAGCCAAGUUAAUCUGACGCAAACAAAACAGUCCUUGGCAAUGAUUACCAAAUCAGGUGUCCCUGGCGCAAAGGUCAUUGUCGGUGUGACAAGCUAUGGUCGUUCCUUCAAGAUGGCAGACCCAAAUUGCUCGGGGACGGAUUGUCUUUACACUUGCGACCGCUUACAUUCUGACGCAAAAAAGGGCGAAUGCACCAAUACUGCUGGCUACACGAGCGCCGCAACAAAAAGGACGCGCACCACUCUGUAUAGUGCCUGGGGCUUGGGGGGAACCUCUGACUGGGCCAGCGACCUGCAAACCUAUCAUGAUGUUCCCAACCCGGCAAAAAGCUGGGCCAACUUCAUCCAGCUCGCCAAAGCAGGGGAGGACCCGAAGACAGACCAGACGCGUAACGGAAACUGGACCUCGUAUAAUUGCGCUGACGAUAAUGUGGCAAAUCUGUUUGAUUUCACACCCUCACAACGUUGGAAGAAUAUGGACACUGAUACGGCAUGGGGUGACAUUAUCCGAAUUUGGAAUGACACCGAUAGUCCACGGCAUACUACUUUCAUGGAAUCUGUUGUAAGUACCACCCACUUUAAGGGUCAGGCUUGCGAUGAAAUGGAGUCAGGGAGCUGCAGUUCCAUUGGUUGCGAAGACGGUGCAAAUGGCAACCACUCUGGGCCCGCAGCCUUUUUCAUAUUGUACUCGAUGGCCGAAAUUCAUAAGAUGUACAAGAAAUACUACGACGGCUUAUUCAUGUCUCUCAGUAUUGUCGGUACGGCACUCGACGAUAUGGAGAACAAAUUUGCGCCUAUCCCGCCUGAAGAAGACGAUACCUGGCUCAAUAUUCUCAUCGACAUGAUCACACUUGGCUCCCUAGGAACUGCCGGGCCGUUGUUCAACACGAUGUUGAAGGACCAUGAUUGGUUUGCAGGGAAGACUGGCAGUGCCCUGGACAACGCAAAGGAUACCACUAUGACCCUCGUAGGACAAGGUACAACUACCGCCAAGGAUUUACUAUCUCCGGGUAACGAAGGGGAAUGGACACCUGAAAAACAGGAUGAAUUCUCAGCCUAUAUGGGGCAGGUCGUGUAUGGCUGGUCCAAUGUCACCUCCCGCGCGCUUUUUGAAGUAAGCGUCUUGAUCUACACACAAUGUUAG
Aspergillus niger is the source of this 1671-nucleotide messenger RNA. RefSeq lists its product as uncharacterized. Gene Ontology annotation, molecular function: chitin binding; hydrolase activity, hydrolyzing O-glycosyl compounds. The transcript is spliced from 4 exons. The record is from RefSeq and is a predicted model, not a curated record. Lineage: Eukaryota; Fungi; Ascomycota; Eurotiomycetes; Eurotiales; Aspergillaceae. Bases 1 to 1671 code for a protein of 556 amino acids. Gene Ontology annotation, biological process: carbohydrate metabolic process.